Pseudo-nitzschia multistriata is the source of this 4003-nucleotide messenger RNA. NCBI's taxonomy places the organism in Eukaryota, Bacillariophyta, Bacillariophyceae, Bacillariales, Bacillariaceae. The record is from the annotation of a GenBank genome assembly.
AUACAAAAUACUAUUGCUACCCCAAGUAACAGUAACAGUACCGUACUCGGGGAAGCCAGACCUGUCAUCCAACACCCCCUGUCCGAACGGCACACUACCGUACCGUACCGUACCGUACCGUACCUCCCCCCGACGAACAGGACACGAAGCCCGCGAUCCGCACCGAUCCUACCCGCAUUCGAUUCGACCCGCAUUCGACCCGAUUCGAUUCGAUUCGACCCGAUCCCCGCCCCGGCGCAGCGGAAGAGACCCCAUUGCAGCAUGUCGUCGAGACCCCCGCCCCCGCCCGCGGUGGUGGUUCCCGCCGGCGACGACCACCCCCUCGCCGCCCCUCCGACCGCUGCCCCGGCGUUUGGUUCCCCGCAGCGCCGCCCGCGGGUGGCCGCCCCCGUGGUGCCCCCGCCCCCCCCGAUCUCGGAAGCAGCCCCUGCCACCGGCCAGGGGCCCGUCUCCGUCUCCCCGUCCUCCGGGUCCCUGGACGCCCUGGCGGACGACUUUUUGUCCCUCGGGCGGGCCCCACCGAUCGCGCUCGGGCCGAGCCCGCUCCCACGGGGGGAGGCGGGGGUGGCCCGGCUGCGGACGCUCGUGGAACGCCGGGCGUGGGGGGACGUCCUCAAGCUGGCGUCGGGUCUGCUGGGCAACGGCAAAAGCAUCGGCAGCAACAAGGACGACGGAGGCGGUGCGAAGCGGAGCAACAAGGCGCUCUCGGAAAAAUAUUCGGGAGUGUACGCGUCCCUGCUCUUCGAAAGCAACAGCGAAAGCAACAGCGAAAGCAACAGCGGCGGGGAAGCGAUGGGUGCCGCCCGCCAGGAAACCGCGGAAAUCAUGGUCCUGCAGUGCAACGCGUGGCUCAAGCUCCGCAAGUACACGGACCUUUCGAGGGAGGUGAAGCGGUGGAAAUUCUUGAAGCAAAACGACGUCAACGCCGAUCCGAUCGAAUGGAUCCCGUGGGGAAUCCGUAAGUCGGUUCCUCCUUGCGCGGCGGCAAGAUGCUGCGAUUCGUUUCGUUUCGUUCCGUUUCGUUGCAACUUGAAGCGUGAACGAAGUGUUCAGGUUUUUCGCUCACCCUUUUUGAGUUUGUGUUGCACCGUUGUGCUCGUGUUUGCACCAUAACUAUUCUGACGAUUUGCAACCGCGUCUGUUCUCGAGGCACGCAGAUAUCCUGGCAGGCCAGUCGCUCGACUAUUCGGACGACACGAAGCAACAGACCACGGACGUGCUGUGCCAUCUCCGGGAGCAGAUUCCUGCCUCGGAACGCGGCUGGUUGGCACAUCUAGACAGCGCACUGGCGAAUGUAUACAUACGGAGGGGGGCCUGGCGGCUAGCGAUCGGUGCCCUCGACCGCGUGGUGGAUCUCGUCCCGGAGGCGACAAAGGCGGAGGUGGCCGCGAUGCUGGAAAUCGCCAGAAGCGGCAACGACGGUGGCUCGGCAAUAGAAACCGAUGCCGAAGAGAGAAUCACCGCGUUUUUGUCCAAAACGUACCUGUCCGAGAUUUUGUCCCGGCGGGGUCGAAUACUGCUGCAAACGGGUGGCAUUAGGGAAGCGAGCGAGGUCUUUAAACAAGCCAGAGCCCUCUGGACCGAGGCCGAAUCGAUGCCGUUGCCCCCCGUGACCCUGCUGUCCGAGCCAUUCUCGGGCCGCACCAAGGUCCUCCGGGUGGCCAUGCCGGCGCUCGUGGACAUCAAUCGAGGCCUGGUUGGGUUUUCCGAGAGCCGCUACGACGCCGCGAUGGAAUCCUUUUCGGCCGCGGUCCGGGGGCUCCGGGCCGAGCGUGGAGUGGUGGUUUCCUCCGGAUAUCGGGCACGCCACUGGACGGGGCCGGCGGUGGCGGGAUGCCAGGCACCGUCCGUUCUCUACACCGAAGCGGUCAACAACACGUCGCUCUGCCACCUCUAUACCUGUAACAUGAGAGAGGCCGUCCUGGCACUGGAGGGCCUGGUCCGGGAGGACCCAACCCUCUUUUUGACGGAACGGAUCGCCUUCAACCUGUGCACCCUGUACGAGCUUGGUUCCGAUUCUCCCGUUGCCACCCGGAACAAGAAGGUGCUCCAGCUGAUUGCCAAACGAUUUUUCUUGCACGACGUCGGUCCCGAGAGUUUUCGGGCAACGUAACACGAUGCAAACAAGGCACAUACCGAACAGAACUACGAACAGUACUCAUACUACAUUUACGUUUGAUUAUUGCAGAACGAAACUGUGCUUCCAUAGAUUGGCAUCGUAUGUGCCCCCGUGGCCUUUUUCGUUUCGAAGCGCCCGCGCUUGCCUUCCGGAUUCGCGUUUCUCGAUCACGGAGUCCGAUUGGGAAAGGCUAGACGGUCGCACCAUCGACCUCGACGGCGGUGCAGCAUUGCUUCAGCCGAUCGCCGCGCACAAUCGCGACCGAAUCGCCUCUGUCUAGUUCCCGUUUUCGCUUCAAUACCGUGCCAAACAAAUCCCUUGGAUCGGGCCGAUUGGUAGCCCCGAAAUGCGGUGCCUCGACGGUUGCCCCCCAUUUGAGCACCACGGUGUGGUGAGCGUACCAAAUCAUUCCGGGUUGAACGACACCGUUCGGAUACGUCCCAGGAGACUCUGUAAGAUCAUCCGGUUGUAUCUCUUCGAACGGGGAUGUGGCCAACUUUUCGAGCAGAAAAUCUUCCGACAGGUAGUUGGAAAGCGCACACGUCUCGUCGCCCACAACCUGUUCAAAGCCGUGGUUUCUGGUCAGACCUCACUCUUCGUCGGCCUUUUUGGCCCCCUCUGCCCCUUCGCUUGUCCACGCAAUCAAAUAUAGAUUGUGGGCCGCCUUUUUUCCCUUGCUGUAGUCUCCGAGUUUUUGCAGAUAGUAUUUGUCGUAUUUGCACCAAGAUCCACGGAAGAUCACCAAACCAACGAAAUCUUUCUGGUUACGGAUGUCGUUCAGCCAUUUUUCGGGAUUCGUUACGUACAUCUUUUUGUUGAUCAUUGUUGUGCUCAGUUCGGUUUGUUUUGUGUGUAUUUGAAUGCUUCGUUUCACAUUUUGUGUUUGGUUGCUCUAAGACACCCUCAAUCCCAUCUUGCAGCUGACAUCCAACUAGGGUAAUGAAGAGUAUGAAUCGUCAAUCGUUCGUUCUUUCUGAUGGAACAAAACUAAAUGGGUCAGGCUGGGUUCUCUUUUUGCGGGGAAAACUUCAAGUGCAUGCGAAGAAUGUACAAAUUCAAAUUCAUCAUGAUGUCGGAUUACAAUCUCUCAUUUCUCGGAAAAAAAUGGAGGCGAAAAACAUGAGGUUUCGGGUUUGAAAGAAAUCUGUCCAUUCCGAAGGGCAUCUUUUGUCAUGAAGAUGAAACAACAAUAAUAUGGAGAAUUAGAUACAGAUAAGCAACGCGAAGUGACGGGUUGAAGGAACAAGAACUAGAAGAAGAAGAGGCAGAGGAAGAAAAAAUAUCGAGAUCCCUUCGAUUGUUCAAUUUCAAAUCUAGGGAGUUUUCUGGCUCUUGUCGAGUAGCUUUUUGCAACAGACAGUAUCACAAUUGAGUUUGUUCAAAAUACAGAUUUUGGGAAGAGCUACAAUUGAUCUACACCUUUGAGUAGCGGCUUUGAAUAGAUUUAUUUUUAUUGCUCAACAUUGCCUUAAAUGUCUUGGUACAAAAAGAUUUUUCCAUCUGCACCUGCUGUAAAUAUCCAUGGUUGGGUUGGAUGGAACGACAAGGAUAGGACUCCAUGUUUGUUCUUUAUUUCGUGUCCUCGCAGAAUCUUCACGGGAACAAUGAGUGGAUUUCGCAUCAAGUCCGAAUACACCAUGCUGUGAAAGAUGUGAACAGCACCAUCGUCUGAAGCACUAGCCAUCAGAGGAUACCUAUGGUGGAAUCCGACCGAUCGAACGGCACGCUCGUGAUAUUUGAGCGUUUUGUAUGGUGUAUGAGAUAAGUCCAGAUCAAACCACACCAUUCGGCGGUCAAGACUUCCGACAAUCAAGUGAUCUCCAGAUGAGUGAAUGUCAAGGGAAGAAAUCCAGCGACAACCAGAAAUAAGUCUCUUCACCAUUG